AUGGAUGCAUUUUGUUUGAAGCCAGGGAUCCAUGGAAUGACGUUGCCAAUCUCCGUUGCCGGAAAUGGGGUGCUAGAAGUCCGUACAAUCCAUUCUGCGCAAAUUAGUGCUGCGGCGGCGACGGGGCGGUCAUUGGCGACGGUAAAAUCUUCGUCGCCGGAUAAUCCUUCUGUUUCCUCGGCGUCGGAAAGGAACUCACCGUGGGGUUUCACUUUCCGGCAGCCACUCAGAUCCUCGGGAGGUAAGUACGAACCUGCCGUCGCUGUGGACGACGCCGUUUGGGUGGACGGAGAAGUUGAUGAAGAAGAGAAGCAACCUGAAGGACCGAGUGGGAAUUGGGUUUUCAAAAUUUUGCAUGUAGGUUCUCUGUGGAAAGGAGGAGAAGAAGAAAAUGGUGGGAUUUUUGAGGAAUUGGAGGGUAAAAUGAAAGAAGAGGAUAAAAACGGGGGUCCAAUUGCAAAUAAUAAUAAUGAUGAAGAAAAAAUGAAAUGUUGUGAAGGGUAUGAAGAAUGUGAUGUGUGUGAAAUUGAUGAUGAUGAAAAUAUUGAAUAUGAUAAAGAAUCAUUUUCAAAGCUGCUUAAGAAGUUGCCAUUGGCAGAAGCUAGAUUAUAUGCUCAUAUGUCUUAUUUGGGAAAGUUAGCUUAUUCCAUUCCCAAAAUCAAGUCUGGGAAUCUCCUUGGAAACCAUGGACGCUUUGUGACCUCAUCAUUGGAGAAGAAAGAACAGGCGUUGAAGGCCCAUGAGGAGAUGGCAUCGACUGAAAAGCCGCACCAAGAUGAAAAUACAGCAGCUGAAGAAGCUCGGGAUGCAGAAUGCAAAGAGGAGAAGACUGAUGGAAAUGGGAUAAGCACAUCUGCUUAUCAAAUUGCUGCUUCUGCUGCUUCAUAUUUACAAUCUCAUACAAAAAGCAUUCUUCACCUCAAAUCCUCGAAAUUCAUGGGAAACGAAAACUUGCGCGAAGAAACCGGUGAAAUCAAGAACAAUGUCGAGAUGAUAAACCAGGAUGUAGUUUCAUUAAUGGCAACCACUGAUUCGGUUACAGCAGUGGUUGCUGCAAAGGAGGAAGUAAAGCAGGCUGUUGCAGAUGAUCUGAAUUCGACUCACUCAUCACCGUGUGAGUGGUUCGUAUGUGAUGAUGAUCAGAGUGCCACAAGAUUCUUUGUCAUUCAGGGAUCCGAGUCACUGGCAUCCUGGCAAGCCAAUCUACUCUUUGAGCCAAUUCAGUUUGAGGGUCUGGAUGUGCUUGUGCAUAGAGGAAUUUACGAGGCUGCAAAGGGGAUUUACAAACAGAUUUUACCCGAAGUUCACGCACACCUAAAAUCACAUGGAGAGCGUGCCAGAUUUCGUUUCACUGGACACUCUCUUGGGGGAAGUCUAUCUUUGCUUAUAAAUCUCAUGUUGCUAAUAAAGGGUGAAGCACCUGUUUCUUCAUUGCUUCCUGUCAUAACAUUUGGUGCACCAUCAAUUAUGUGCGGAGGGGAUCGUCUCCUGUGCAGAUUAGGACUGCCUCGAAGUCAUGUACAGGCAAUCACAAUGCAUAGAGACAUCGUUCCCCGAGCAUUCUCUUGCAACUAUCCGAAUCACGUAAUUGAGUUUCUUAAGGCAGUAAAUGGGAACUUCAGGAAUCAUCCAUGUCUUAAUAAACAGAAGCUGCUAUACGAUCCAAUGGGAGAGUUUAUAAUUCUUCAGCCAGAAGAGAAAUUUUCUCCAAACCACCACCUUCUUCCCUCAGGCAGUGGUAUUUACUUAUUGAGCUGUCCGGUGACAGAUGCCAGCAAGGCAGCCAAGCAAAUCCAGGUUGCACGGGCAGCCUUUUUGAACUCACCACACCCACUUGAGAUAUUGAGUGACCGCUCUGCAUAUGGUUCUGAAGGGACCAUUAUGAGAGAUCAUGACAUGAACACGUACUUGAAAUCUCUUAGGAAUGUUAUCCGUCGUGAUCUCAACCGCAUUAGAAAAUCUAGGCGAGAACACCGGCGUAAAGUUUGGUGGCCACUCGUGACUCCACGAGGAUUUAAUGCUGGCAUCCUUUUGAGCAGGCCGAUUACAUCGGGUAACACGGGUCAAGGUCAAUUUCAUCUCUCUGGAAUCUUACAUAUCGGUAAAGAGUCUUUCAAACGGUUUAGUAGGUUCGUUGAAUCACAGCACAUGCAUUUGUUUGUGGUGGUCUGGUUCCCUGCAAGGUUGUUAAUAUUGGAACCAUGCAACUUGAUCAAUUUUCAUUGA
Fraxinus pennsylvanica is the source of this 2226-nucleotide messenger RNA. The record is from the annotation of a GenBank genome assembly. Lineage: Eukaryota; Viridiplantae; Streptophyta; Magnoliopsida; Lamiales; Oleaceae.